CUUUCGCCCGAUACUCUUCCCAGGAGCCCUGUGCGUCUUCCCGGUGUGCCUUAAUGUCGGUGUUCGCUUUCUGGGGCGUGAAUGGAGCGAUGAAUUGCGGGCAGCAGGGUGCCGGUCGCUGAGUUCCAGGGUCUACCGGAUGCAGGAGACACUGGGGCUGCAUGAAGCGCGUGGGUCGGUGUGCCCCUGAGUGAACCGCGGCUACACAUGCAUCUUUAACACAGAUUAUAUAACGUGGAACAGAGAUAUGUACGUGGAGUAGAUGUCUGCGCGACAGGGAAGGCGGGAGAGAUGCCCCAGCCCAGAUCCUACCUGUGCUACCUUCUGUUUGGCAUCUAGAUUUGUUUUUUUUUCGCUUGGUCUCCCGCAAGCGUAGUGUGAAAGGCAGUGAAGGGAGGAUCCAGUCUCUUGCUCCGUUUAACCCUCUCCCCCCCGCCGUCCUGGGCUCUUUGGUCCUCGCCCUGUCCCCAUCCCUCGCGUCCUUCCUUUCUCCUUGCAGCUCGCCUACUUCGCUGCUCUCUGCCGCUCCCCAGCCCGAUUCCUCCUUUACUGGACCCCUUUCCCCACGCGGUUCCCUUUCCGGUUUCAUAAAGAGGCGGGGGCCGGGAGGGGAGAGGAGGGACAAUGAAAACAGUAAUAAAAAUGAAUGAACCCAAGCGGUGGAGCCACGCCGUAAGUUUGUUUUACGGAAACGCCUUUUGGACACACUCUGUUCUAAUUCAGUGGGAAGCUGCUGUUUGGAGUUGAGACAGAUUAAAGACUGCAGGGUCCUUGGGGGCUCUUUUCCAGACAAACUUCUAUAGGGGAACGCAUCUUUUCUUGUUUAUUGCGCUCCCUCCGCCAGUCCUUUUGAAAAUCCCUGUAUAGGAGGCGAUCCUGUAUCACCUUGCAAUAUUUAACAGCGAAGGGUGUGCUCAUUUUUGCUUCUUGCUUGUGGUCCGCUGUUGCAGGUAUUCACUUCCUCCCCUCAACCCCGGGUCUGGCAGUUAGUAAAGUGCAAGCCCAACGCACCCCCAAGCCGGGCGGCGGCCCCCAGCCUCCCCGGGGCCCGAAGGCAGAGUCAGGCCGAAGGGACUCGCGGGCCUGCUAAGGGGUCCUGCCUGCCGCGUGUGCGAGCGCGCGUGCUCCCGCACGGUCACGACUGGCCUUCCCUCCCCCAUCUCAUCAAUGGGAAACCAGAGACGCUAGCACGCCGGGGACUCUGGCUGGUUGGUGCCGUAGGAGAGGUGCCCUGGGCCGGAGCGGAGGAAGAAAUCUUUCCUGUUUUCUGCUCUGUAUGCUGCCUUUAUCUUUGGUGGUCGGCACCUAAUGAACAAACGGGCGAAGUUUGAACUGAGGAAGCCAUUAGUGCUCUGGUCUCUGACCCUUGCAGUCUUCAGUAUAUUCGGUGCUCUUCGAACUGGUGCUUAUAUGGUGUACAUUUUGAUGACCAAGGGCCUGAAGCAGUCAGUCUGUGACCAGAGUUUUUACAAUGGACCUGUCAGCAAGUUCUGGGCUUAUGCAUUUGUGCUAAGCAAAGCACCCGAGCUAGGAGAUACAAUAUUCAUUAUUUUGAGGAAGCAAAAGCUGAUCUUCCUGCACUGGUACCACCACAUCACUGUGCUCCUGUACUCCUGGUACUCCUACAAGGACAUGGUUGCCGGGGGGGGUUGGUUCAUGACUAUGAACUAUGGCGUGCACGCCGUGAUGUACUCUUACUAUGCCUUGCGAGCGGCAGGUUUCCGAGUGUCCCGGAAGUUUGCCAUGUUCAUCACCUUGUCCCAGAUCACUCAGAUGCUGGUGGGCUGUGUCAUUAACUAUCUGGUCUUCUCCUGGAUGCAGCAGGACCAGUGUUACUCUCACUUUCAGAACAUCUUCUGGUCCUCCCUCAUGUACCUCAGCUACCUUGUGCUCUUCUGCCACUUCUUCUUUGAGGCCUACAUCGGCAAGAUGAGGAAAACCACAAAGGCUGAGUAGUGUUGGAACUGAGGAGGAAGCCAUAGCUCAGGGUCAUCAAGAAAAAUAAUAGACAAAAGAAAAAUGGCACAAGGAAUCACAUAUGGUGCAGCUACAACAAAACAUAUGAGCAAACACAAAACCCAAGGCAGCUUAGGGAUAAUUAGGUUGACUUGACCCAGUAAGUUUAUGAUCCUUUAUGGGUGAGGACUCACUGAGUGCACCUCCAUCUCCAAGGACUGCUGCUGGAAGACCCCGAUCCCUCUUUAUCUGACAACUCUAGGACACAUGGGAAGGAAAGGGAGCCAGAGGCACAGAGAGAGAAAUUGAAGGCAAACAAAGGCUAUUAACACUAAACGGAAAGAAAAAAUAGUUAAGUGUUACAUUUCUCUAAGGAUGAACGUUUACGUGAGAAACUGUGUGUGCGCGCACACACGAUACUUCUAAUCUUUUCUGACACUAAACUGGAGCCAACAGAGCAGAUACCAGUGGAAGGGACACAGGACGUAUACCUUGGACAGUAAUGCUUUUGCAAAAAUUAAAGCCUUUUUAAGAAGUGUUAAGCUGCAGCCCCAUGAGAAAAGAUGUCUUAAUCACCUCUUAUGAAACUGGAUAUAAACAACUAUUACUUCCACUGAGAGAAAGGCGUAUUUUCCCCUUCACCGCACAGCCUCAGGCUGGUGAAUGUGCCAAACCAAAGGGGCACAAUUUUUUUCCCCCAGGGUUCUUCCUGGGAGGAUGGAAACAAUGCAGCCAGUUCCUAAAGGUGUAGCUCCAUCUCGGAGCAGCUCUGAUAGAUGAACUAUGAUUUCUGAUCCUAAAUGAGAUAGGAAGCAUUUUCCUUGGUUCAGUUGCUCCAGGCUUUUGAACAGAGUAAAUACAGAAUAGAAAAAAUAAAAUUCAAAAAUUAUUUUUAAAAUGGAUUCUGUGCUCCCUAUACAAAAAGGUUCAGCCCAAUACCAUUCUGGAGCUUGGGAAAGGGAACUGUCAGAAAAGUGAGCCGGGAGAUCAAUACAAUAGACAAACAGUAUGUAUACCCCUCCCUGAGUGAGUUCACACAUACUCAAAACGUUCCAAAUGCAACCCUGUGGUACAGUCCAUGUUUUCUAUAUUUUUGUGAAUUUCGAAAAUCUGCAGGGCUCUUCCUGAUGAUUGGGUGAACACUGUGUUUCUACAUCGUCUGCAUUUGCUCCCUAAGCAAUGUAGAGGUGUGUAAAGUGCCCUCUGCUGGUAAAGUGGAGAUACUUCAACAAACACUUCAUGGCAAGUUUGACUGGAACAGUUGACCACAAAGGGCCCUCUAUAGACUUAUCCUUCAAAUUUUAAGUGAUGUAAAAUACUUGUCAUAUUUUUGGCCAAAUCAGAAGAUGUUCUGCCCGCUUCAAGUCAGCUUCAGAAAUUUUUUAAAAGGGACUUUCACUCUGGAACUCAGAAAAUCAAUUUAUUAAGAGCCAUAUUCUUUAAAAAAAAAAACUAGAUAAUAUAAUAUUAUCUGUAAUAUUUCAGUCCUUUACAAGCCAAAUAAGUGUGUAAACAUUCCUAGUAUUUCAAAGAAGCAAUUAUGUAAAGUUGUUCAAUGUGAUAUAAUAGUAUUCUAAUUGGUUAGGUAGCUUAAUGAUUAGACACACUAGAUGAAAAGAUUAGUGGCUAGUACACUGAGUAGUUUAUACACACGUAACUACACAUAUAUGCACACAGAUGUGGGGUACACUGGACAUCAAAGCCCAAAUGAAUAGAAACACAUUUUCUGGCUAGCAGGAAAAAAAAACUGUUGUUUAUCUUUCUUCCUUUAUUUGAGAGUGUACAGAAAAAGGGAUUUUUUCAAAUUAUUUUUAUAUUAUUUUAGCUUUAAUUGUGCUGUCAUUCAUGAAACAGAGCUGCUCUGCUUCUCUGUCAGAGAUGACAAGGGCUUUCUCAGCAUCCUGCUUGUGUGUGGAAUUUAAAAGAAUAAAGUUUUAUUCCAUUCCAUGUGAAUGGUUUGAACAAUGAACAAAGAAUCCAUGCAAACUAAGUAAUGACUGAUAGACCGGGUCGGGGGUAAAGGGGUGCCACAGAGGAAAGCUGUUACAUCUGUGUUCAAUAAUUGUGAACAGUCUGUGAUGUUUUGACACUGGUUCAUAGAUGAGAAACAACGGGAAGAAUGUAUUCUUUUUAGGGAAAAAAUUGAUACAAGCUAUAACAGCUAACAGAUUUUUAGGAUGCAAAUAAUGUUAUUUUGAGCUUUGAAAAUACUUGAUUCUGUGCAAUAAGCUUUUUUUUCUUAUAACAAAAUGAGCAGAAUAAUUAAAAUGGGGAAAAGGCCAAAAAUCAGCUGACUUGAGUUUAAUUGAAGGACCAGUUAGGGCUUAUCUGGUUGAUUUAAUUAUUAAUCCAUUGGUUCAUCAUUGAUUCUUUAUUGCAGGUUAGAAUAAGGAAAUGAACAUAGACCAUACUUGUGUUCACUUGUAAGAUAAUUUGGAACUUUGGUUUACAGGCUGAAUGUCUAAUAGUUCUUAAAUUAGGUAAAUAUUUUUGAGGCAUUUCCAACGUUUAUCAUGGAAGGAAAAAAAACCCCACACAUUUGAAAAAACAAAAUUCUGGCAUUUCAGGUUCAGUACAAUGUUUGUUAACAUCUUAGCUUUAACUACUUAACAAUAUCAAGAUAUGAGGCUGAACCACUAUCUCAAAGCAAAUCUGAAACCUACCAGAGAAUUGACUGCCACACAGAUAAUCCUGUCAGUUAACAUUCCAGAAAAACUCAGGCAGGUAUGUUUUUAUAGCUGCCCCACUAUGCUGCAAUAGAUUACCUUUCUGUUGAAGAUUUAACACAGCAUUCCAACUCUACUAUGGCAAAAACAUUCCUGGAUUGAAAAAAAAAAAACAGAAAAAAAAUCCUUCAUUUCAUAUAGGAGUACAUGCAAACAGAUAAAUGAGGCCUAAACAGCAAUGCAAGUGUAUGAGUUUGCAGUGAAAAGCAUUCCAGUGAGAGAUGCUGUAUUCAUAAAUCGGGAGGCUUUAUCUGCACCUUUUAGUUUUGCUAAUGAAACAAGAGCAACUACUAUAUUAUCCAUAGUCAAUGCCAGACCAAGUACCAAAUUAACAUCAUGUACUGAAGUUACCAUCUCAGCUAAUUGGUUCCCAUCGUGAUCACACUCCCGUACAAAAGCAAGUGGGGAGGGAAAAUGCGUAACAGGUUGCUUAAGAGGAAAGAAAGGAUGGGUUAUAGCCUCCUCACUUCACCUCUCUACUAACGUAGCUCUGGACUGAGUCAGAAACUUCAUUUGUGAGGGGCUUUUGUAGAACUGAAUAGAACAACCCUUCUAGGGAAAGGGAGCUUUUUCCCUAGAAUUUUUUAAAAAUCACAUGUGGUGUCAUGAGAAGAUAAAACCUGUCACAUCAGAGUAACAAAGCACCUGGAGUCAACUACACUGGAGUAGGAUGUUCCAGAAGUCUGGCCUCAUUCCCAGACUGCUGAAUUUACCUGUGAGAGAGAACACGCUUGGGUUGCUAUCUUGUCUUUAUUUGACUAAAAGAGCCUUUCGCCAGAGUCUGUAUGUGUCACAAAACUAAGUCACCUCCAGCACAUUGUGAGGGCUUUUUUCUGGCUUGGUCAAUGAUUCCUUAACACAGUUGCCUUGGUUCCGGAGAGCGGUUAGCGUGGAGGAGGUCAGCUAGGCUUUGCCUCGCACAGUUCAGGGCUCGAGUCAUAUGUGCAUGGUCCAUGACUGUCUCUUCUAGGCACUUACUUCCCUGAAAAAGUUUCCAACCUAAAAAGGACAGUUGGGUGACUAUUUCAUGAUGAAGGUUCAGAACUUUCCAUUAGUCCAGUCUUUUUUGUUUUUGAUGAUACUUUGCCAUCAGUUUGGGAUGGUGGUAGAGCACUGUGAGUCACUGUGCCCUGUGGCUUUCUCCAGUUGUUCUUGGGGCCCUUCUAUGUUUAUAUGCAAGACCUCAUUCUUUGUGCCUCAGACCCAUUACCAUCAAGAAGAGAUUUUGCUAAGAAUAUACUACAGGGUUUGGCCUGUAGGAUACACAUGUUAACAUGAGAGCUGAUAAAGCAACGUACUCCCUUUUCGCUGACAAUCAGUAUGAAGUGUUAGGUCCCAGUUUUCCAGUGAACCAACGGCCUCUAUACUGGUACCUGAUAACUUAAGCAAAACAAGCAUCAGUGUAGUUCCAGCACUUUCUUGAGAGCCAGUCGUGACAGACUGUAACUAUGAGCACCUGUAGCUAAAGAGGCUGGGUAAUUGCACCUGUGCAGAGCCUAGAAUCCUGGUGAGUUAUUCAGUUACUCUCCUCAUCUAUAGAAAGGGGGGACUAAUCCUCAGGAUUCUCUUCCUCCUGAAUUACACUUUCUUAAAAGAGUAAAACAAGUUGUUCUAGCACUAAAGAGACAGUGGGAGCAUCCCCGUGUAUAGGUUUGGGGGGCUCUCAAUAAGGGCGUCUUGAUUUUACAUUGGGCAGGCUAAAGUCUUGGAACCAGAUACACGUCACUGGAAAGCCAAACUCAAAUCUGCAUUUCAGUAAACUCCUGAUACAACUGGUUAAGUUAAAAAAAAAAAACUGGGCCCAUAAAUCAGGGUCUAGCCUUAUUUUGAACCCAUUUUGGCCAGGAUUGAGGGAUUCUAACUCAUGGUAUUGAAUACUGUUAUUUUCCACUGCAUGGUGGCACUUGAGGCUGCUUCUCCCAGUGGACACAAGUCAAGAACACUCCAGAAGUAGCCUAAUGGUGCGGCCCAUGCACAUCUGUUUCAGUCUGGGCGUGUUCAGGCAGGAGUUUGUGCCUCUCUUGGGAACUGCUGGAAGAUUCAGCCUUUUAGGGCCCCCAGAGCCUACGUUCAGGUAGAAGCCCACCCACGUAAGCCUCAGCAAAUCACAGCAGUGUUGGAAUUGUUACUUCAAGUGCUUAUUUCACAUUAAAAGAAAUAUUUUUUCCUGGUAUAUUAAAAAUAAAGUAACUUUUGAUUUAA
Manis pentadactyla (Chinese pangolin) is the source of this 6884-nucleotide messenger RNA. It is a transcript of the gene ELOVL6, whose product is annotated as ELOVL fatty acid elongase 6. The transcript has 4 exons. Gene Ontology annotation, molecular function: fatty acid elongase activity. Gene Ontology annotation, cellular component: endoplasmic reticulum membrane; endoplasmic reticulum. Lineage: Eukaryota; Metazoa; Chordata; Mammalia; Pholidota; Manidae. The record is from RefSeq and is a predicted model, not a curated record. Gene Ontology annotation, biological process: sphingolipid biosynthetic process; fatty acid elongation, polyunsaturated fatty acid; fatty acid elongation, saturated fatty acid. Bases 1309 to 1956 code for a protein of 215 amino acids.